ACUAACAAAACACCACCAUCUCUCUCUCUCUCUCUCUCCACAUAUACAUACACGACAUUUUUCCGACAUAUAUAUAACUCCUAACAAAAAGGAGUUCAGAAAACAUCCAUGGCCGGCGGUUGCAGCAUCAGAGCUCUCUGGAUCCUCAACAAUCACGACGUCGUCGUCUUCUCCAGGAGGUUUCCGGUGGUGGAGAGGAGGUGGCGCACCGCCUGUAAGAGCGAGAACGAGAGCUGUUCCGACGAGAAUGUUGGAAACAAUGUGCUGCCGUUGCUUCCGACUGAUUCAGAGUUGGCUUCUGCGUUUGUGGACCGCAAAAUGAGGGAGGGGUCUGCUCGUGGGUUUGGCAUACGUGUAGCUCAGUCAGCUGAAGGGUCCGAUUCGUGGGUUGAUGAUCCAAUUACACGUCAUAUUAUAAGCCUAUAUGUUAACAAAGAAGAUGAAGGAGAGAAUCAUCUCUUAUGGCCUUUAAUUUUGCACAUAAAAGGCCAUUACUGCAUCCUUGUAUUGCCUUUAGUUGAACCUCGUCAUCUGAAGGCAUAUGCGAGAAUAUGUAAAAGACCUGAUUGUGGAAAUGCUGUUGGAAUGGAUGAAAGUUUGUCAUCCCUCCUCCUUGAUCUUCCAUCCAUCACAGGGGCCUUUAUGGUGGCACAUGCCGUAGGGGACGUAGUUGCCGGGGAUACUCCGGAGCCUGAGGUGGUUGUUAAUGUUUCUCCAUCAGUGGGGGGGUUAUUGGAUUCCCUAACUGGCAGUAUAGGAAUUUCAGGGAGAGCAAAACCUGCAGCAGCACCAGUUCCAGCUUCUUCUACUUCGAGCACUGCUCUAGGUGGGGCCGUUGCGUCAGAUGCUCCAAAUUCACGGCCCUUGGACAAAGAUACUCUUCGAAAUUUUAUUAGCAGCUCAAUGCCCUUUGGUACACCCUUGGACCUCAAUUAUUCCAAUAUUUCCGCCAUUAAGCUUUAUGGCUUUGCUUCAUCAGAUUUGCCCCCUGCAGACAGAAAACAGCCUGCUUGGAAACCAUAUAUAUAUAAAGGGAAGCAGAGAAUCAUUUUCACUAUUCAUGAGGCAGUGAAUGCUGCAAUGUAUGACCGAGAUGAGAUUCCAGAUGUCAUUUCAAUUUCUGGUCAAGUGAAUUGUAGAGCAGAACUAGAAGGUUUGCCGGAUGUUUCUUUCCCCAUGACUGGGUUGGACACAGCUCGCAUAGAGGUUUUAUCAUUUCAUCCUUGCGCUCAAGUUCCGGAGCAAGGAGUAGAUAAGCAGGCUGUGAUGUUUACACCACCAUUGGGUAACUUUGUGUUGAUGCGUUAUCAAGCUCUUUGUGGCAUUGGUCCUCCAAUAAAAGGUUUUUACCAGCUGUCAAUGGUCUCUGAAAAUGAAGGCGCGUUUCUAUUUAAGUUGCAUCUUAUGGAACGUUACAAAGCUCCUCUAACACUAGAGUUCUGCACCGUGACCAUGCCUUUUCCUAGGCGAAGAGUGGUUUCGUUUGAUGGGACGCCUUCUGUUGGAACAGUUUCAACAACGGAGCAUUCAGUUGAGUGGAAAAUUAUAACAAGUGGAAGAGGUAUUAGUGGUAAGAGCAUUGAAGCAACUUUUCCCGGAACAGUUAAGUUUGCACCAUGGCAAACACAAAGAUCGAUAUCCUCUGGGUCAGUCUUGGGAAGUCUUGCUGGUGAAGACAGUGAUACAGAACCCGAGGCCACUAAUAGUUUGGUGAAUGUAGAGGAGUUUUUAUUGGAAAAGAUGAAUAAGGACCUCCAAGCAGUUGACCUCGAGGAGCCAUUUUGCUGGCAGGCCUACGAUUAUGCUAAAGUAUCUUUCAAGAUCGGGGGGGCAUCCUUAUCUGGAAUCUCCAUUGAUCCAAAAUCUGUAAGCAUCUUUCCAGCUGUAAAAGCACCGGUGGAGUUCUCAAUUCAGGUUACCUCUGGGGAAUAUAUAUUGUGGAAUACAUUAGGGAAAUGUCCAUCUGCUGCCACUACAAAAGUAUAGGGGUCAAAUCGGGAUGUCAAGUGAUGUGUAAAAAUCUUUUGGCAACGAUGAUGUGUGUUGUCUGAUUGACUAAAGCUUUGCAGUUCUCAAACAAAAAAAAUCUUAUCAGGGAGGGAGAGAGGGGCACGCCAUGCUCGGGGCAUCAGUUUGCUUCACUCCAACCAUGAUUAGCCUCGAGUAUUUGUUUUUCAUGGGAACUUGAGGGAAAGAUAGGUAUUGAUGUUGACUUGUGUUUCAUGAAAACAAGAUUACCGUGAUCCAUGGGCGUUGCGAUUCAUGGGUUGAAGAUCAGUUUUGAUAAAGCUUGGAGCCACCUAGCAACACGAGGUUGAGCCACACAGGCAAGUCAACAUUUCUUUCCACUUAUUUGCCCUUAUUGUAAUGUUAUCCAUUGGUAUUCAUUGUUGUAAUUUUGCCAUUUGUUUGAGUGAUGGUUCCCAUGGUAGAUAACAUUCUUUUUGGUGAAGGAAAUAUUGUUCGGAUUGUUUUCGACAAAACGUGAACGUAAGACGAAAGAGGAAUUCUUGUAAUCGUGAAGUCUUUAUAUCAUAUUGCUGAGUGUAUUCUUCUAUGU
Rhododendron vialii is the source of this 2560-nucleotide messenger RNA. RefSeq names its product AP-5 complex subunit mu. The record is from RefSeq and is a predicted model, not a curated record. NCBI's taxonomy places the organism in Eukaryota, Viridiplantae, Streptophyta, Magnoliopsida, Ericales, Ericaceae. Bases 109 to 1986 code for a protein of 625 amino acids. Gene Ontology annotation, biological process: endosomal transport. Gene Ontology annotation, cellular component: lysosome; AP-type membrane coat adaptor complex; cytosol. The transcript has 8 exons.